Molecule: messenger RNA, 4684 nt
Organism: Xenopus laevis (African clawed frog)
Lineage: Eukaryota; Metazoa; Chordata; Amphibia; Anura; Pipidae
Gene: parp8.S
Product: poly(ADP-ribose) polymerase family member 8 S homeolog
Exons: 26
Coding region: 579-3146 (855 amino acids)
Molecular function (GO): transferase activity; NAD+ poly-ADP-ribosyltransferase activity; glycosyltransferase activity
Source: RefSeq, a predicted model, not a curated record
CGAGGCUGUGUGUGCGUGCUCAGAGCUAUUGCCAACCUCGAGGCUAAUUUAUUUGUGCAUAUGUGUGUCUGUGUGUGUGUGUAUGUGAGAAUAUUGAGGAGCUUCAGAGUGAAUCUGCGGCUGUACAUACACAAACUGCAGCCUCCUAGUCAGCUUCCCCCCUCCUCUCUUUGGUUGCUGCUGCCUGCACUCUACCUCUCGCCCUGUCUCUGUUCCGCUCUCUCCCUCUUACUGUGAGCUGCUGAUUAUUGUUAUUAUUCACUCUCGCUCUCUCUCUCUUUUGCACUGCUACUGACAAGCAUUUGCCUGCGGGGGUGGUUUUCAUCAACUCUUGUCUAUUGUCAGCAAAGGAAAUUGCAAUAGAACGACAGCAGCAGUGGCAGCAGCAGCAGCAGCAACCGAUCUCUUCUUCUUCAGCAGCAGCAACAGCAGCAGCAGCAACAUCUUGGAAUUGCCUUGCUUGGUUCUACUGGAAACGGAGACCUAUUGGUUCUAUUCUUUUUCUUUUUUCUUUUCAAAUAUUUCAUUAAAUAUUGAACUGGGGAGUAAAUAAGGCUGCUUUCCCAGGGAUUUAUUUCAUGGGGAUGUGUUCAAGGCAAGAGAGGAUUCAGAAAGAUAUUGACAUUGUAAUCCAAAAGUGCAAGGCGGAGAAGGACUGCCUGUUUUCAGAUUUCAGAUACUCGGACUCCACAUUCACCUUUACUUUCCUAGGCGGCUCCAAAAGCGUUGCUUAUUCAGUUCAUGUCUCUGAGGACUAUCCAGAUAACACUUACGUAUCAAGCUCCGAAAAUGAUGAAGAUGUGUUAGUUACAACAGAACCCAUUCCAAUCAUUUUUCACAGAAUUACAGAGUUGAGGAGAUCCAAUGACAUCACUAACUGCUUAUCAAUAAAAUCGAAGCUACAGAAAGAGAAUGGAGAGGAAUCCAGGCACAGCAGUGCAGUGGAGGAAGAUUCAGAAGGAGACAAUGAUUCGGAGGAGUUUUAUUACGGAGGGCAGGUGAGCUAUGAUGGAGAACUGCACAAGCACCCUCAGUUGGAAGCUGACCUGGCAGCGGUGAGAGAGAUCUAUGGGUUCAGUGCUGUUUCUCUCAGGGAAUAUGGAGCCAUCGAUGAUGUAGAUAUCGAUCUACAUAUUGAUGCUAGCUUCCUUGAUGAAGAAAUUGCUGUUGCUUGGGAUGUCAUCCGGACAGAGCCUAUAGUGGUGCGUCUGCAUUGUUCCCUGACACAGUAUUUAAAUGGCCCAGUUCCUACAGUGGAUGUUUUUCAAAUUUCCACAAAGGAAAAAUUUGGUUUGGGGCAUCAGCUAAAAAAAAUCAUGCAGACAUUUGUAACUCAGCAGUGGAAACAGAGUAAAGAAAAAUCCAACUGUUCGCACAAGAAAGUGUCUGAUAAGAAGGUGAAGUCCCCUCUGCACAUUUUUUCUACAUUGCGCAGGUCGCCUAGUUAUCCUCCUCCUGGAUGUGGGAAAAGUAAAGUAAAACUAAAGUCUGAACAAGAUGGGAUCUCAAAGACUCACAAGCUUCUGCGAAGGACUUGUUCUAGCACAGUGAAAGCUGAUGAUGUGUGUAACACAAAAUCCCACAGAAGCUUUGGCCGUUCUUUGUCAAGUGAUCCUAGAGCUGAACAGACAAUAAGUGUAAAAUCACACAAACUUUUGAACCGCCCCUGUUCGACAGCCAUUAAGCAAGAGGAAUGCAUCUCAGUAAAGCAACAUAAACUGCUAAGUCGUUCUUGUUCUGGAGAUCCCAGAUGUGAGCACAACAGCACCUUGAAGCCCCAUAAACUGUUAAGCAGGUCUUACUCUAGUAAUCUUCGCAUGGAAGAAUUAGAUGGACUUAAGAACCACAAAUUACUCAGCAAAUCAUAUUCCAAUGCCCCUAAAUCAUCCAAAAUGGACCUCUUGAAAGAACCUAUAGCAGAGGGCAGGAGGCUCUCUCUUACCUCAGGGCUGAUCGGUAUCUUAACGCCAGCUUCAUCGUCACAAGCUGCUGUGCGUAUAUCGCCAAACAAUGGUGCAAAAAAUGCUCCGGUGCGAGGUCAUGGCUUUCUAGUUCAGACAAUAGAAUUUGCUGAACAGAGAAUACCUGUCUUAAAUGAAUAUUGUGUGGUUUGUGAUGAACCUCAUGUCUUUCAAAAUGGACCAAUGCUGAGGCCCACUGUGUGUGAAAGAGAACUGUGUGUAUUCGCUUUCCAGACACUCGGAGUAAUGAAUGAAGCUGCAGAUGAAAUUGCAACUGGCGCUCAGGUGGUAGACCUUUUAGUAUCUAUGUGUCGAUCUGCUUUGGAAUCUCCAAGGAAAGUCGUCAUUUUUGAGCCAUAUCCUUCGGUAGUAGAUCCUAAUGACCCUCAGGCACUGGCCUUUAAUCCAAGAAAGAAAAAUUAUGACAGAGUUAUGAAAGCACUGGAUAGCAUUGCUUCAAUCAGAGAAAUGACACAAGCACCUUAUUUGGAAAUUAAGAAGCAGAUGGAUAAGCAAGACCCUUUAGCCCAUCCGUUGUUGCAAUGGGUUAUUUCCAGUAACAGAUCGCAUAUAGUGAAACUGACAGUUAACAGGCAACUAAAAUUUAUGCACACCCCUCACCAGUUCCUCCUUCUCAGCAGUCCACCAGCCAAAGAAUCAAAUUUUAGAGCUGCUAAAAAACUCUUCGGGAGCACAUUUGCAUUUCACGGCUCACACAUUGAAAACUGGCACUCAAUACUGAGGAAUGGUUUAGUUGUUGCUUCCAAUACAAGACUGCAGCUGCAUGGUGCCAUGUAUGGAAAUGGAAUAUAUCUUAGUCCUUUAUCAAGCAUAUCAUUUGGUUACUCAGGGAUGAAUAAGAAGCAACAGAAAGUGUCAGCUAAGGAUGAUCCCCCAUCCAGCAGCAAAAGCAGUAGUACAAUACAGUCACAGAAAAAAGGACAACAUUCUCAAUUUUUACAAAGCCGUAACUUGAAAUGUAUCGCCUUAUGUGAAGUCAUCACUUCACAAGAACUGCACAAACAUGGUGAAAUCUGGGUUGUACCCAGCACCGAUCAUGUGUGUACAAGAUUCUUUUUUGUGUAUGAAGAUGGACAAGUUGGGGAUACAAGUAUUAACACACAAGAACCAAGCAUUCACAAAGAAAUCCUUCGAGUUAUUGGCAACCAAACUGCUACUGGCUAAAGGAAGCAGUGGCAGAAUUUGCAGUCUCAAAGCUGGACUUUGUGCUGGAAAAAAAAUGAAUUCUAUUUAUAUAUAUCAAAAGUAUGAAAACAUGAACACAAUUACAUAAUCUCAUGUUUUCAUAAUGGACCAUAAAAAAGACUAGUUUUGGUACAACAGAAUUACUCUAAACUGUUCUAAUGUGUUUGGGUGAAUACAACCAAGGCAAGAAAGCUUAAAGAUAGUAAGAGGAACUUUGUGAAAUCAAACUACAUACUACUAGUCAUAUUUGAAUUAUAACUGUGGUUUACCUUGCAAUAAGUACAAUAAUAUCACAUCUUAUGGAACUUACGGUAAGGUUGAACAAUGGAAAUUUAAUUGUAUUCUGUGCUGUGCUUAUCUGGAAGUUCAAUCCAAACAUACAUCAUUGAUCUUACGUAUAGAUUUAUUUUUUGGUUUUGGCUCAUUUUGCUACAAAGGGGUGUUUUAAAAAGGAUUAGCAUGCCUCCAGAGCUUCAUGUGCAGGAUAUUAUGCUAUAGCGAUGAGCGACAUUUUUGCCAAAUUGUGCCACAAAAAAUGACACCCAUAGACUCUAAUGGGUGAAAAAAAAUUGUUGAAGGUCAAAAAUUUGACACACAAUUUGUUGCAAAUCAAAAAAAAAUUGUCACACAUAGACUUCAAUGCAUUUCGGCAAAUUUUUGCUGUUUUGUGAAAUUUGUGGCGAAGUGAAACAGGUCACCCAUCACUAAACCCAAGGGUCUGAUGUCACAUUUGUGGGAUUUGGCAUAUAGUUUUUUUGGUCUUCUAUUCUACUGUUUUUAAUCUCAUGUGCUGCAGUAUCAGUGAUCUGUUACUAUUUAAUUCAUUAUCAAUUUCGAAAAGAUAUUUCCUAUAUCUAUAUCACUUUAUUUACUAUGGAAGGGUGAUUUUUUCCAAAUUUUUUGCCCUUUGCUAUAGUUCGUGAACAGCAAUUUCCUUAGCAAUGCUAUAGUUUUUUUAUACAAUUUUUUGCUUAAUUCCAAUUUAUUUGCAAAAUCACACACUGUACACAUUUUAUAUCACCAUUUUCUCUUUACUACUGAAAUUAGCUUAAUUUAUAAAAAAAUUAAGAAAAUAAAAUGAAUGGGGCCAAUGAAUUGCUUUUAUAGUAGGUCUUAUAUGUAUUUUUUCAAGCUUAUAUGUAAUGAAGAGAUAUUCCUACUUCUUGAUAAAAAUGAUUGAAUAGGAAGACAUGUACCAGUACUAAAGCUAAACCAGUUUAAAGGAAAAAAAAAUUGUACUAUUUACUGGCCGAUAAAACAAAUGCCAUCACCAGCAACAUCUAUUGCCUAUAUUCCUAUCGGCAUAAAGGCUAAGUAAAUAUGUAUUCAUAUCCUACUUAUAUUUAAAUAUGUAUGUGACACGCAUUAAACUCCACUAAUUGUUGAAAAACAAUAAAAGCGACUAAUACUGUAGGUAUAAGAGAAGUUCCCUGACACGACAAACAUAUCAGUUUCAAGAUGUUUCUAGAAGUUGAUCCUAAUUUUAACAAAUAAACUUUGUUCAGUUGAAAACCCAA